Messenger RNA from Diaporthe batatas, 1297 nucleotides. RefSeq names its product phosphomannomutase SEC53. Gene Ontology annotation, molecular function: phosphomannomutase activity. The transcript is spliced from 2 exons. Gene Ontology annotation, biological process: mannose metabolic process; GDP-mannose biosynthetic process; protein N-linked glycosylation. NCBI's taxonomy places the organism in Eukaryota, Fungi, Ascomycota, Sordariomycetes, Diaporthales, Diaporthaceae. Gene Ontology annotation, cellular component: cytosol. Bases 301 to 1104 code for a protein of 267 amino acids. The record is from RefSeq and is a predicted model, not a curated record.
CCCGCAUCGGCUUCAGGAGCAGAUGGUCCAACAAACACAAUUGGCAAAUACCGUAUAAGUGUUGCGUCCGUAGAAGAGGUCACUCUCUUGUCCUGUACUCGAUACGAGAUACGAGGAGAACAAUUGAGGAAUACAUCUGUACUACGCAGCUGCCCUAGUCACAGUUGCAGAUCAUCUUUCUCCCCGUACACGUACACGUAACACGCAACCGCCCUCCCGCCUCUUCACGUCGCCAACCCCGACGCUUCCACUCCUUACACGAUCCCCAGCCAGCCCCGCAGCCAACAUCCCUCCACCGCCAUGGUUGUCGCAUACCCCCCGCUCGAGGACCGGCCCCUCAAGAACACCAUCUGCCUCUUCGACGUCGAUGGCACCCUCACGCCCGCACGCCGCGGCGUCUCGGCCGAGAUGCUGAACCUGCUCGCUCGCCUGCGCCAGAAGUGCGCCAUCGGCUUCGUGGGCGGCAGCGACCUGGUCAAGCAGCAGGAGCAGCUGGGCACCCCGGACGUCGCUGUCACCACCCUGUUCGACUUCUGCUUCGCCGAGAACGGCCUGACCGCCUUCAAGAACGGCGAGCAGCUGCCCUCCAACAGCUUCAUCCGCUGGCUGGGCGAGGCCCAGUACAAGGAGCUCGUCAGCUUCUGCCUGCACUACGUCGCCGACCUCGACAUCCCCGUCAAGCGCGGCACCUUUGUCGAGUUCCGCAACGGCAUGGUCAACAUCAGCCCCAUCGGCCGUAACGCCAGCGUCCAGGAGCGCAACGACUACGAGAAGUACGACAAGGAGCACCACGUGCGCGAGAAGUUUGUCGAGAAGCUGCGCGAGCGCUUCGGCCACCUUGGCCUGACCUUCUCCAUCGGCGGCCAGAUCUCCUUCGACGUCUUCCCCACCGGCUGGGACAAGACCUACUGCCUGCAACACCUCGAGAACGAGGCCAAGAAGACGGGAGGCAUACCAUACACAACGGUCCACUUCUUCGGCGACAAGACCUUCAAGGGCGGCAACGACUACGAGAUUUACGAGGACCCCAGGACGGUCGGGCACUCGGUGAACGGUCCCGAGCAGACGAUGGAGGAGCUGAAGAAGCUCUUCGAUCUGGAGUAGCAGGGCCUUGGACCCCACGUCGGUGCUGAGUUGUGUCUGGCGGGGAUACUGCCGGGCUGGCGCGUCAAGCCCCGUCUGGCUUGUAGUGGUAAAUCGGCUUACUGUGAUACCAAAUAGACAACCAUGCCAUUGUCUACUUGCCCUUUGGCAAUCAUACCCACUGCAAUUAUAUUUCCACGCCACAUUUCGAGAA